Molecule: messenger RNA, 1648 nt
Organism: Amyelois transitella
Lineage: Eukaryota; Metazoa; Arthropoda; Insecta; Lepidoptera; Pyralidae
Gene: mgr
Product: prefoldin subunit 3
Exons: 4
Coding region: 200-754 (184 amino acids)
Biological process (GO): tubulin complex assembly; protein folding; microtubule-based process
Cellular component (GO): cytoplasm; prefoldin complex
Molecular function (GO): tubulin binding
Source: RefSeq, a predicted model, not a curated record
CAGCACUGCUGUGGUUCAUGUUCAUAGAGAGUUUAUGCUUCAUUAUUCUAUUCAUUUAUUUUUUCCCAAAAUUUUAUAUUUUCUCCGUUUUUCUUCAAUAUAGUAAAGGAAAAGGAUUUAACAAUUAAUGUAACAUUUACUUUUUGUCUAAAACAAGGUACUACAAAAGUUAGAAGAAAUAUAAUUCGCCGGAAUUGAAAUGGAAGGUGAUGGAGCAGACUCUUCGAAUACUAAAUCCUUUUCAGGAAUACCAGAGGCUAUUUUUGUAGAUAAUGUUGAUGAAUUUAUGAAUCAACCAGAAAACUCCAGUGGGGUUGACAAAGUACUCAGAAAACUUGAUGAGCAACAUGGGAAAUACAAGUACAUGGAGCUAUCUUUAGCGACAAAGAGACGCCGUCUGCGGCAACAAAUACCAGACUUAGCUAGGUCCUUAGAAAUGAUUGAAAAAUUAAAGACACAAAAGGACGAAACUGAAACAAAGUUUCUAUUGAGUGACCAAGUUUUUGUUAAGGCUAAUAUAAAACCGACAAACACGGUGUACCUUUGGCUUGGAGCCAACGUUAUGUUGGAGUACAGUUUAGAAGAUGCAGAAAAACUUUUGACAUCAAAUAUGGCAACAGCAAAGAAAAACUUGGAAUGUGUUGAACAUGACUUGGAUUUCUUAAGAGAUCAAUGCACAACAACUGAAGUCAACAUGGCUCGUGUAUAUAAUUGGGAUGUUAAAAAACGCCAGGCUGCCAAAGCAUCUAGUUAAUUACGUACUAAAAUAUGUCUUUACAAAGGCGCCUCACUAACUGCUACCUUUAUCAAGGCGUGGUUGUAUGAGUAGAAAAUAGUCUUAGCUUGGUUAAGACAAAACAUAAACAACUGUGUCUUUAUUACUUUUACAGAAAAUUAUUGUUCAACCGUCAUACAAGAUCUUAUAUUCUUGCAGUGAAGUGCAAAAUUAAUUUAAGUUUGUAAUAAUUAUUCAUCAAGCGCUUUUUAGAAAGAUGUGAACUUGCUUUUCUUUAAAACUUUAACUUAAAGGAAGCUGAAUGUAUUAUUGUUUGAACAUGCUUCCUAUAAAAUGCCUUCGAACAAAAUUGAUUAUACAUGUUAUACAAAUAGUCACGGCAAUAUCCUUUAUGGAGUAAAGAAAACCAACAGAUUUUUUUUUUAUCAAUCAUAGUUGAUUUUGAUAAAUAGAAUAAGUUUUACUAAGUAUUUUGUUUGAAAAUAUAACAUUGGCACUCAAGUUUGCUGGUCAAUGGCAGUAGGUAAUGAACUCAAUAAUAAUCAUUUUAUUUUAACAAUGUUCUGAAAAAUGUUAUUAUAGUACAUCAAUGUAUUAUAUUUUUAUACUAGUCAUUUAACUGAUUAUGUAUAUGAGUCGUACUUCAUUCAUUUUCAUCUCAAAAAUGUCUUCAAAGACAUGGGUUGCGUAAAACCUUAUUUAGGUAACUAGUGUAACUAUUGCUAUCAAAACGUUUUAUAAGUUACUAAAUAAAUGAAAAAACUGCCAUGACCAAUGUUAUGACUGAACUGUAUUCGUUUCGUUGUCUUUUUAAGCCAUUUUAGAUGGCACGCUUGAAGAAAACGGAUGUUACAAUUUGUAUAUUAAUACAUUUUAUUGCUUACGUUAACAAUAAAUACUCUGCUAUUAUUC